This is a messenger RNA of Penicillium canariense, 1860 nucleotides long. RefSeq lists its product as uncharacterized. The coding region runs from base 1 to 1860 and encodes 619 amino acids. Lineage: Eukaryota; Fungi; Ascomycota; Eurotiomycetes; Eurotiales; Aspergillaceae. The transcript has 3 exons. The record is from RefSeq and is a predicted model, not a curated record. Gene Ontology annotation, molecular function: phosphonoacetate hydrolase activity.
AUGAAUCUCAAAAUCACUGACCCCCACUCCGCGGACGACAUACUUGCUUCGGUCGAGGAGCAUACGCGAGCAACAAUCACGACUCUUUUCGCAUUCCUAUAUGCCCAAGGCCAAGGCGACUAUCUUGGAGAACGAGUGACUCAACUGCAGCACUCACUUCAAUGUGCCUAUCAUGCGACCCAGUCUCCUGAAUACAGAAAUGACCCCGAAGUCAUCAUUGCGGCCUUGCUACAUGAUGUUGGGGGUUUUAUUCCUGCGGCCUCGAAAAUGGGCAAGAUGUAUACCCCGGAUGGCCAAUACAUUGGCCGCCAAAGCCAUGAAAUCCUAGGCGAGGCAUAUUUGCGUCAAAUUGGAUUCAGUGAGCGCGUGUGUCAAUUAGUCGGCGCGCACGUCAUCGCCAAAAGGUAUUUAGUUGCGACGGACAAGACCUACCACGAUGGGCUGAGUGAGACUAGCAAGCGUACCCUGCGCUUUCAGGGUGGGAGUUUUACCCCGGAGCAAGUCCUCGAGGCACAGAAGGAUCCCUGGCUGGAGGCUAAGCUGGCUGUGAGACGCUGGGAUGAUUCGGCCAAGGAUCCCGAUAGCGUAGUGCCCCAGCUGGACACUUACGAAGAGCUGGCAUAUCAAUGCCUUCUUGAGUCAAGAACCCAGUUCACGCUUCAUUCGAAGAAAUAUCGAAUGCCCACACAGCCCACUGUCGUGAUUUGCGUGGACGGAUUUGACCCGGAGUAUCUCGAAUCCGGCAUCCAGAGCGGCAUAUUGCCCACCUUCAAGCAAUUUAUCGAGAAAGGAUUCCAUGCAACCGCCAAAAGUUGUAUGCCGUCGUUCACCAAUCCCAAUAAUGUGUCCAUCAUCACCGGUGCACCACCAUCGAUUCAUGGGAUCGCAGGCAACUUCUUCCUCGAUCGGGAAUCUGGCGAAGAAAGAAUGAUCACAGAUGAUUCCUUGCUCCGGGGGUCUACACUACUUGAGCAGAUGUUUCAACGCGGCGUGCGAGUGGCUGCCGUCACUGCCAAAGAUAAGCUCCGCAAGAUCCUGGCGCACGGCUUGCAAGGCGCGAUCUGCUUCUCGGCUGAACGUGCGGCAGACUGCACGCUCGAGGUGAAUGGCAUUGCUGAUGUGGAGCAGUGGCUUGGUCAGCCUGCUCCAAGCCAGUACUCUGGCGAGCUGUCCUUGUUCGUACUGGACGCUGGAAUCAAGUUGCUCCAGGAGGGGAAGUCUGAUUUCCUAUACCUGACGUUAUCUGACUACAUUCAGCACAAGCAUGCACCUGGUGAUAGAGAAGCCGAUGAUUUCAUGAAAUCUAUUGAUGAGAGGUUGCAGAAACUCGCCGCUUUGGCACCAGUCAUUGGUAUCACCGGCGAUCACGGAAUGAGCCAGAAGUCCAACUCUUUGGGAGAGCCCAAUGUGCUGUUCCUGGAAGAGGUUCUCAACAUCAACUUUGGCCCUGAGGCCUCGAAGCUCAUCUGUCCCAUUACUGACCCCUUCGUCCGUCACCAUGGUGCACUAGGCUCUUUUGUGCGCGUGUAUCUUAAGGAUCCCUCACAGCUCGAGCCCAUGGUGGCAUUUUGUCGGUCGCUUCCCGAGGUAGAAGAAGCUCUAAGUGGAAAAUACGACAUGCCCCUUGAUCGAGAAGGGGACAUUGUGGUGAUCUCCAAAUCGCAUGCUGUGAUCGGAAGCAAGCCGUCAAACCACGACCUUUCCAACAUCAAAGACCACCCCCUUCGAUCCCACGGCGGCCUCAGCGAGCAGGCAAUCCCGGUCAUCACAUCAAAGCCGGUGCAUGAUAGCAAAACAGCAAAAUCCAGGAGCUGGCGGAAUUACGACAUCUUCGAUCUGGUUCUGAAUUGGGCAUCAUGA